AUGUCUCUGUCUAAGACUCCACUUGCCCGAUCACUUGAUAGACGGUCCACUUUCGACCUCAAGGAUGCUAAAUCCAGUAAUGGAUCUCUGAAGGGGGCAGGUCCCAUUCGAGGUUUCUCACAAGCUCAGAUAGUUCUAUCCAAUGCCAGGAUGAAUCAGUCCAAAUCCACCCAUCGGGUGUUCAUAGCCCUGGGCAGUAAUAUGGGAGAUCGGGUUGAAAUGAUCGAGAAGGCUUGUCUGGAACUUGACAGGGCUGGUAUCACGGUGAAAAGGACCAGCUCCUUGUUCGAGACAGCUCCCAUGUACGUUCUCGAUCAAGACACGUUCAUGAAUGGCGUUUGCGAGGUGGAAACCACUUUAGAGCCAUUAGAGCUCCUCGACGUCACUCAAUCCAUCGAAAUUGGCCUGGGCAGGAAGAAAUUGGUUGAUAAAGGGCCUCGAUCCAUUGACUUGGACAUCCUUCUCUACGAUCAGCGGAUCUUCACCCAUGAACGCCUGGAUAUUCCACACCGGAUGAUGCUAGAAAGGGAGUUUGUCCUACGUCCCUUGAGCCAACUCAUCCCGCAUGAACGCCCUCCCUUUCCGGGGCACAACACGCAUUUUUUAUCCCACCUCAACUCCCUCCCUCCGCCGGACCAGACUCCAGUUGCGACCACGCACAUCUCGAGACACGUCCCGGCAAUUCAUUCAACAGACCCUCAUCGUCCCACCCACAUCAUGGCGAUCCUCAACCUGACGCCCGAUUCCUUCUCCGACGGAGGCAAACACUCUUCCACUGACUUCUCAGCCCUGACCAACACAGUUCGUAAUUUCAUCGCCUCAGGUGCAACAAUCAUCGACAUUGGCGGCGAGAGCACCCGUCCGGGCUCCACCCCAGUCGACGAAGCCGAAGAACUCGCCCGAGUCAUCCCAGCAAUCCGACACAUUCGCACAUCGAUUCCCGAAGCCGCCAACGUCGCCAUCAGCAUCGAUACCUACCGUGCGCGAGUCGCCGAAGAAGCCUGCGCCGCCGGCGCAGACAUCAUCAACGACGUAUCCGCCGGUCUUCUUGACCCCGAAAUGCUCCCGACCAUGGCGCGCCUCGGGAAAACUAUCAUCCUCAUGCACAUGCGAGGAACCCCCUCGACCAUGACCAAGUUAACCGACUACCCUAACGGCGUCGUCCAAGAUAUCAGCACCGAACUCCUGGGCCGCAUCGCGGCCGCCGAAGCAGCUGGUAUUCGGCGCUGGCGGAUCAUCCUCGACCCCGGGCUGGGUUUCGCCAAGGGCCAGUCCCAGGACCUGGCUAUCCUGCGGGAUCUGCAUAGACUCCGGACCGGAAUCCAUGGUCUGGAUUGCUUUCCGUGGCUGAUGGGACCAAGUCGGAAGCGGUUUAUCGGGCGGCUUACGGGUGUCGACAAAGCCAGUGACCGUGGCUGGGGUACUGCUGCCGCUGUCACUGCUAGUGUUGCCGGUGGCGCUGAUAUAGUUCGCGUUCAUGAUGUCAAGGAGAUGGCCCAGGUAACGAAGGUGGCGGAUGCGAUUUACCGAGGGUGA
This is a messenger RNA of Aspergillus tanneri, 1536 nucleotides long. RefSeq names its product folic acid synthesis protein (gene FOL1). The transcript is spliced from 4 exons. Gene Ontology annotation, cellular component: mitochondrial envelope. The record is from RefSeq and is a predicted model, not a curated record. The coding region runs from base 1 to 1536 and encodes 511 amino acids. Gene Ontology annotation, molecular function: 2-amino-4-hydroxy-6-hydroxymethyldihydropteridine diphosphokinase activity; dihydropteroate synthase activity. NCBI's taxonomy places the organism in Eukaryota, Fungi, Ascomycota, Eurotiomycetes, Eurotiales, Aspergillaceae. Gene Ontology annotation, biological process: tetrahydrofolate biosynthetic process.